UGAAGUCUUCGGCAUAAUUCACCCACGGGCAAACCUUUAGUUCUCACGAAUUAGAUUUGAGAAAUCGGCACCGGUUCAAGUACCCUCGUCCGGAGACCUGAUUUUGGAUCCUGGUGUUCUACUACUAUAGGUACUCAUCCUGCUUCGCCAUGACGACUGCCUCGCGAUCCUACACGUUCCUCGCGACUGGAUCAUCCAGGGAGCGAUUCGAAUCACACUUGAACGGGUAAAAGUGCAAUGAUACCAUCCAGCCUAUCAUGAACGUUCAAAAGUUCGUGCAGCGACGCUGUAGGAUAUCGUAUCGCAUAUCAUGGAAACGGUAGUCUUGCUUCUAGAAGUCCUAAUUGUUUCGGCCCUAUCUGCGGAGGAGCCGAUAAAAAAUGCUUACGGGCAGUGUAUACAUCCUCUUGGCAUGGAGGAGGGAAAAAUUCCGGACGACGCAAUAACGGCGUCUUCUAGCUACGAGAUGAAGUCCGUCGGCCCGCAAAAUGCGAGGAUUCGCCAAGAGAAAAACGGUGGUGCUUGGUGUCCAAAGGCCCAAAUCAGUAAUGAUAUUCGAGAAUAUUUGGAAGUUGAUCUAACUCAAGACCACUUAAUCACCUGGACAGAAACGCAAGGUCGUUUUGGAAAUGGCCAGGGUCAAGAAUAUGCAGAAUCCUUUUUUCUGGAAUACUGGAGGGGUUCAAAGUGGCAUCAGUACAAAAAUUUAAAGGGCGAUAGCGUCCUACGAGGGAACAGCAAUACAUAUCUGGUCGAGAAACAGAAGUUGGAUCUACCCUUUGUGGCUAGCAGGGUCCGAUUCGUCCCUUACAGUCAGCAUCCACGCACAGUCUGCAUGAGGGUUGAGAUUUAUGGAUGUGUCUGGGAAGAACGAAUAGUAAGAUACAAGUCUCCCAAGGGAGUGACAUACGGUCCUGAUGGAUGGGGUCUCCAAGAUUCCUCGUAUGACGGAAAUGAGAGGAAUGAUUUAAUGGUGGAUGGACUAGGACAGCUCACGGAUGGGAUCAUCGGUGAAGAUCCUGAAAGUCUUGUCUCCUCAUCCCCUACAAACUGGGUCGGAUGGAACAACCAGGAUUCGGUUGAACUAAUCUUCGAGUUCAGCGAUUUCCGGGAAUUCGAAAAUUGCACCGUACAUGUGGCUCAUAUUCCGAAAAAAGAGGUCAAGGUAUUCUCAUCUGCCCUCGUUGCGUUUUCCUUCGAUGGAAUCCAGUUCCAAUCUAAUCCAGACAAAAUAGAAGUUACAGAAGAUAUCAAAACAAAUUCAAUCAGCAUAUCAAUUCCUCUAUUGUCAAGAGUCGCUAAAUUUGUGAAAUUGGAACUAAAGCCGCAAUCAAAAUGGUUGAUGAUAAGCGAAGUGGAUUUUGAAACUCGCAAGAUUCAACUUUCUGCACGAAAUAUAUCCUCAGAGGUAUCAGAUCAGUUCUUCCGUGCCUGUGAAAAUGACUCAGAAUCGAAUGAGACGAUCGACAAGAACGCCUUUGUAAAUGAAACUGUCUCUGAUAUAAACCCUAAUUUGACACCUGAUGCCUUCCCAAUCAAUAAUUCUCAGACGUAUAUUGGACUCAUAAGCGGAGUCUUGACAGUUGGGGCUUUAUUGCUGACUUGUACAGUCUUCUUGCUGAAGCAGAGGGGUCGAAAUAAGGUGGCCCUCCUUCAGAAACACACAGCUCUGCUCUGUGGAUCCCCAAAACCUGGAAUCACGAUCAACAUGAAAGAUAUAAAAAUAGCCAAUCCGAUUGUUGUCAAUGCCUUGUCUCAAUCGAGGCUUUCUAUCAAAAGUAAAAGCUUUUUUAGUGAUGACAACACAAUUAGAAGUAGUGAGCAUACAAGUGAGUAUGAACCUUGCAGUGCCUAUGAGAGGACCUACAAACUUUUCUCUGAAGAAAAUCUAGCUUACGAACCUCCCUCUCACAAAGCCGAACAUUACUCUACUUGCAAAAGUGAAUACAGUGAUGUUACAGACUUUACGAACGAGAGGAAUUAUCAAGAGGAUCAGAUGACAUCGACCCCCUUUUCAAAUAAGAGACAUAGUCAUUCAAAAACGAAAUCUAAAGUUCAUGAGGGAUAUUAUGCUGCAACAGAUAUUUUAACAAUUAAACGAAGACAACAACGAUCAACUUCGAGUUUAUUCACCCCUCUUCAAAUUCAAGAUAGUGUUCAUCUUUCAAAUACAACUAAUUCCUAUAAUAUUCAACACGUCUCCAGACACAGACUGAGAAUCAUGGACAAAUUGGGCGAAGGUAGUUUUGGAUUGGUUCACAUGUGUGAAGCAAAAGGCAUCCAAAGUCCGGAUCUAAGCACAAUUCGGAAUCGCCAAGUCGUUAUAGUCCGAUCUUUAUGGCGUGGAGUAACUGACUCCUUGAAAAAAGAUUUCAUGAAGGACAUGCGGGUCUUGGCUGCAAUUCGUGAUAUCAAUGUAGCUAGGAUUGUAGCUUUGGUGGAAGAGGAACCUUUUGGAGCUGUUUUUGAAUAUGGAGAACUUGGUGAUAUUCCUACAUUCAUGAAAAGUCGAGAAAGUUCAAGUGACGAUACACCCUUGAGUUACGGAUGUUUGCUGAACUUCGUUACUCAAAUAGCUUCAGGAAUGAAGUACUUGGAAAACUUAAAUAUGCCACACUGCGAUUUAGCAGCGAGAAAUUGCGUCGUGAGUAAAAACUUAAUAAUAAAAGUUUCAGACCACGCUAUGUACUGCAGCAAAUACGAUCAAGAGUAUUAUGUGAAUGGGUAUUACGCGAAAGUACCUCUUCGUUGGAUGGCAUGGGAGGCGAUUUUGUUGGGAAAGCAAAGUUGUCAAGCUGACGUUUGGUCCUACGCUAUCACGGUUUGGGAGAUCCUAACUUGUUGCAAGGACAUGCCCUACUCAGAUUUAACUUCUGAGCAGGUCCUGGAAAAUUGCAGCAAGUGGUACCACAGUGGAACCGUUGAGAAGAGUCAACCUCGGAUACUUCCGCAGCCUCCCUGCUGCUCCAGGGACCUUUAUCACAUGAUGACCAAGUGCUGGAGCAAGCACGCCGAGGAAAGGCCCACCUUCGAGGAAAUCUGUCUCUUCCUGAAAAGAUUGGGCUUCGAUUGAAGUAUCGUUCGCUCGAGCAGCGUGGACCAAAUCGAUUACAAUCAGCUAAGAAGCAUCCUUCCUCUCAUCGAGCCCGGCAGGAUGCUCUAGCCACCAAAUUAUGCUCAACUAGGUUAACCUCCUUCUUCUAAGACUAAGAUUUACAUUAAGAUAACGAAUAAGAAUUUUAAUAACACUCUGGGAAAAGAUCUCUUUCAUUCAAUAUUCGAAAAUUUUCUCUAAGAAAAAAGAUCCUCUGUCGCUUCGAUGGGAAUCGAACUCUGGUCUUCCGAUUACCGCACAGCGGGGCAAAAAAAUUUCUCUGGACAAAUAAACUUUUAGCCUAUAUGCUGUUUAUUCGAUUUGGACGUUUUUUUUACAAAAGAUAUUUAAAUUUCGAAAAGAUUUGUGUGUUUGGAUUUAUGGUAAAAAAAUUUUUUGAUUUUUAUUUAACGAUAUAAUUUACUUUUUUUUACUUUUCAUAAGUACAAUUUCCCUUAAGAUUUGCAGAUUUAUCAAACAAGGUUUUAUAUCUGCUCUGAAACUAUCAAGACAUCAUCUCCAGUGAGUGAGAAUAAUUUCAAAAAACUGUAUAUCUUGUUAUAAACAAAUUAAUGUACAAAUCCAAUGUUAUAUCGACUAAUAUCAUCUUUUCGAUGACUGUUCACUAUAAUACUCUUUCUGCUUAUUAACAUUGUUUACAUGAUUAAUAAUUAUCAAUUUGGAAAUCAUCACAGCAAAGAGUCAUCGGAAAGACAUUAUUUGUCGAUUCUGUGAACAACAAUUGAGCGUAAUCGCUGAAAAAUAGCCAAACUCUGAAUUUUCUACAAGACUCUGGAUUUGAAUAAGCUAAACAUUACCAAUACCGAAAAAUACCUUUUAUUCAUUAAUUUGUAAUUAAACCACUUUUUAAUUAUGUUUACCCACUGGAAUUUAUUUCCAAACAGUUCAACCACAAGAUAUGGUUUGGUUUAUAAAUCUGAAAAUCAUAUAAAAAAUGGUUCUUCUGGAAGGAUAAAAAAGUGUCAAUUUUGUUUGUUAAAUACAAAAUUUAUAAAACAUCCAAACACAAAUCUUACAAAAAAUUUUUAAUCAUCCGUAUCGAAUAAACAGUGUGGGCUAAAAAUUGAUUUGUCCACAAAAAAAAUCAUUUAAGUCGGGAGACAGUACCGCUUUCCCAUGUAUUUUUAGCAGGUUCCCAAAAAAAGUGAACAGGGAUUUUUAAAUCUAUUAAUUAGCAGUCUCCCUUGAAAUCCCUAUAUAAAUAAUGUUGGAGGACGAACAAAUUUUUUGUAAAUUCGAUUCAAAAUGUCCAAUAUAUAAUAAAUUUUAUGCGUUUCUUUCAAUAUCACAUGGAAACUCUUAAAAGAAUGCGAAUCCGUAAUUAAUUUUCAAUUUAUAUGCCACUAAGCCCUUUUUAUAGCACCCCAAAAAUCAUCCAAUGAAAUCGUGUCUUGCGGAACAUUGGCCUUAUUAUACAAAUCAAUUUUUUACAUUUUUUCAUAGAUCCUGAUGAAUUGAUAAAGUAAACAUUUUUAUGUACAUGUUAAGUAAUUUUUAAUUGUUAAAACAAUUAUUAUUUUAUGCAAAGUUUGUAGCGCCAUUGGAUUUAUUUAUCGUAUUUUCUGAAUACCAUUAGUCCGCAAUAUUUUGUAAGGAACAAUAAACU
Messenger RNA from Belonocnema kinseyi, 4721 nucleotides. RefSeq names its product discoidin domain-containing receptor 2-like. Gene Ontology annotation, molecular function: protein tyrosine kinase collagen receptor activity; collagen binding; ATP binding. The coding region runs from base 311 to 3073 and encodes 920 amino acids. The transcript has 15 exons. The record is from RefSeq and is a predicted model, not a curated record. Lineage: Eukaryota; Metazoa; Arthropoda; Insecta; Hymenoptera; Cynipidae. Gene Ontology annotation, cellular component: signaling receptor complex. Gene Ontology annotation, biological process: protein phosphorylation; multicellular organism development; cell surface receptor protein tyrosine kinase signaling pathway.